Protopolystoma xenopodis is the source of this 609-nucleotide messenger RNA. The record is from the annotation of a GenBank genome assembly. NCBI's taxonomy places the organism in Eukaryota, Metazoa, Platyhelminthes, Monogenea, Polystomatidea, Polystomatidae.
AUGAGAAUUUCAAGGAAGGAGUGUUCCAGUGAGGUUAUCCUCUCUGACUGCUUCUUUGGCCCAUUCGGAGGCCAGGCCUUACCUCCUGAUGAGCAUUCAUGUGCAGCUGGUAUUGACAGUAUACCUGGUGGCUUACCUUCCAAGCUCUUGGGAUCCAGCGAUCUUGCUCAAAUUGGUCGGGUUGCAUUAAGCACAUAUGGACCGACAGUUGGCUUCAUUCGGACGCCCGGUCACCACCGAGCCACUUGUGUGGCUCUAAAUAACUCAGCUGUUCUCGGACUCUUCUUCGCCCCUCCUGCAGGAUUGGCCACAAAUUUCGGACAGUUCGAUUCUUUGGUAGCAGCAUCAGCAAAAGCCACUCAACUCGUUUCUGGGUUUGAAACUAGCAUUCUCCAAUCUGCUUCCAGGAAUUUGGUCGAGCUAGUGUCUGCGACGCCUAUGGGCUAUAGGCAACAAGACGUUCUUCGACUACAAACUGCUUUUUAUACACUGAGCGCGAUUGGUACGCCUCAACUAAACAUGGAUAACUCCUGGCUUCCGUUGACUUUUGUUGGGCAGGAUUGUGACGUGGCUGAACCGAUCAGGUAUAGGCAUAUGAAGCUCACGUAA